CCGUCAACGUAGUAAUAGCCACAUUUUGAAAAUGUUUCUUCUUGAUCUAUAAUAAUUAUAAAGAUUGUUUAUAAUUUUUAUCUAUGUUUAAUUACUGUUAUCGUAUUGACAUAAAAAAUGAAUAUUUAAAUUAUUGGAAUUGCCUAAGUGACUUCGAUUGUGACCUUACAUCUCCUAAAAUAAUUUUUCCAAGAGAACACGUGCGAUUUUUAUGUUUCUGUUCUUGAUUCAAACUUGAAUUUUACAGAGAAUUGAUAUGGCUUUUAUGGAUGGAGUGUUUGUCUGGCACCAAAAUUUAUUGGUAGGGGUUGGAAAUCCUUUGCUGGAUAUGUCAGCAGUGGUUAGCAAAGAAUUUUUGGCUAAAUAUGGUUUGAAAGAGAAUGAUGCUAUUUUGGCAGACAAAAACCAUAUGAGUUUAUACACAGAUUUGGUACAUGAAUACCAAGUUACUUAUACAGCAGGUGGAAGUGUACAAAAUACAUUGAGGGUAGCUCAGUGGUUAAUCGGCGAACCAUUUGUUACUACUUACUUUGGAUGUGUUGGUAUGGACAAGUACUCAAGGAUUUUAUUUGAAAAGGCAACAGACGAUGGAGUUAAUGUGCGGUACCAGCAAUGUGAUAAGGGUGAACCCACAGGAACUUGUGCUGUUCUUAUUACAGAUCAUAAUAGAUCUUUAUGUGCAAAUUUGGGUUGUGCUAAUAAUUUUACAAUAGAUCACAUAAGGACACGAGAUAAUAAAUAUCUGAUAGACUCAGCCAAAUACUAUUAUAUAUCGGUAAUUGCUAUUUUCAGGAGGUUUGAUACUAAUGGAGCUGGCGAUGCGUUUGUUGGAGGUUUUUUAUCACAGUACAUUCAAGAACUCAAUUUGGAGACUUGCGUCAAAUGUGGCAUGUGGGCAGCAUCACAGAUAAUACAACGUAGUGGGUGUACGUUUGAAGGAAAGCCUAGUUUCAUCUACACUAACUAUUAAAUAAUGUACUUACAAGGGUUUUUUUAUUAACGAGGGUAUUAAAAAUUGGUUCACUUUAUUCUAUAA
Leptinotarsa decemlineata (Colorado potato beetle) is the source of this 1036-nucleotide messenger RNA. It is a transcript of the gene Adk2, whose product is annotated as Adenosine kinase 2. Gene Ontology annotation, molecular function: adenosine kinase activity. Gene Ontology annotation, biological process: purine nucleobase metabolic process; purine ribonucleoside salvage. Lineage: Eukaryota; Metazoa; Arthropoda; Insecta; Coleoptera; Chrysomelidae. The record is from RefSeq and is a predicted model, not a curated record. Gene Ontology annotation, cellular component: cytosol; nucleus.